Messenger RNA from Necator americanus (New World hookworm), 1680 nucleotides. RefSeq lists its product as uncharacterized. The transcript has a single exon. Bases 1 to 1680 code for a protein of 559 amino acids. NCBI's taxonomy places the organism in Eukaryota, Metazoa, Nematoda, Chromadorea, Rhabditida, Ancylostomatidae. The record is from RefSeq and is a predicted model, not a curated record.
AUGACGGACGCUCUACAAAAAAGAAAUCACUGGAAAUUAGCGCGCAUCUCUAAAUUAGUACCGAGAAUCGACGGAACAGUGAGAGAAGCAGAAGUAUACUGCAACAAAAAGACACUUCUGCGCCCUAUCAAGCAGCUCAUUCCUCUAGAAAUCCAAGGGAAUGAAAGAGAGUCCCAACAGAGCGCAACUUCAGAAGCUCAACAGUUACAAUCUCCACCUUCUAAUAAUCGAUACAAUCUACGCCCAAGAAAGGCGAAACAUCGCUAUCCGGAAGAACAAAGUCAGAACAACGGUAAUAUCUACGGAUUUACCACUACCACAAAAAGAUCACAGACAACGUGGCCUACAACACUAUACCUAAAGAUGGCCCUCACCUUGGUUGUCAUCACGUUUAUCAAGGGAAAACACCUGCCCAUCGAGAAACCAAAAACGAAUCAAAAUUACCCACACCCAAACUAUGCCAGAGAAUGCAAAGAACAAGGGUUAUACCUUCAUGCCCCACAGGCAGAAGAAUAUGAAUUAUGCGUUAACAAUUACUGCAUAAGGGAGAAGACACCUCCACUACAUAAACUCUUACGCUUGCCACCAGAAGAAGUACUUCACGACUUUGAAGUAAACUGGAAAAUACGCAUAGGAGAUGGUUAUACUACAGUUGAAACGGCUUGUUCAGCACUACCUUUUUGCUCUGCAAUAGACUGUACUAUGUGUGCCGCCAAUAUUUUAAACCCCGAAUGUUGGCCUCUGGCGGCAAUUGCAGGACUAGGUAUAAUAAUAUACCUUCUCACUGCCAUCUGCUACACCCUCUGUGACAUACCAGUUACAGUUGGCCGACCAUUCCGCAUCAUCAUUGCGGGAAUAGGCAAAGUGCUUGACUUAGUGGCACUCUUUGUAUGGUGUUGCUGCCAGCGGACUACUCUCUGGGUUCUGCAUAGAGGAAAACAACAACAUCCUAACCGAAUUCUGCAAGCAUUAGCCAUAUGCAGCUUAUUGCAAGGAGGUGUAGCAUGCCAAGAGGUGAACAUUUUUCAAUAUCACCUGAGAAACUGUCGAACCACAACAGGUAAAAGCACCUGUAAAGUAGAAGUGGCCUCAGUGGUAAAGAUGAACCCCUUCAAAAAGGACGUGUGCAUAAGUUUCCAGAGAAACAACUCCAUCGUACUAAGAACGCGUCUUCUGUGGGAAGGACUGAGACUAAUCUGCGACCGCAUACCGGUAACAUACACACGGAAUGUGGUGCAAAAAAUAAUCGACAGUAAGAGAUGCCCACACAUGGGAUCAUGUACCGGAAACAAAUGUGCUGACAUCAACACGACGAGCAUACUACCUGAGUUGGCUAUCGGCAACUCCUUCCCUGGAAUUACUGGAUGCAUGGAAUCAUGCGGUGGCCCAGGAUGCGACUGUUUCUGUCUCAGUUCCGGGUGUUUGUUCUAUAGGAUAUACGCAGUACCAACAGAUGAUAACGUCUACGAACUCUUCAAGUGCAUACGCUGGAAAGAAGAAGUGAAACUCCGUCUCGAGAUCAGCAAAGGCUCUACACUUCGCACAUACGUACUCGGGCUCCACCCGAACAUUCCUAAUCAAAUCCAAAGCAUGGAUGUAACAUUAAGCGUACUCGCAACUCCACCAUUACCGGCAUUGGAACAAGUUUUCAUUGCCUCGACAAACCAAACAGCGAUAUGA